Messenger RNA from Funneliformis caledonium, 1819 nucleotides. Lineage: Eukaryota; Fungi; Glomeromycota; Glomeromycetes; Glomerales; Glomeraceae. The record is from the annotation of a GenBank genome assembly.
AUGAAGCGGUCAAAAUCAUUUUUUAUCGCGAAAAUUGUGUGCCUCGUGGCAGUUUUAUUCAUAAUAUCAGUAGAACCUUUCACAACAUUCGUACAUGAAGAAUCAACAUCAUAUCCUUCACUACCUCGAGUAUGGAGAAAUGCAGUUUAUGAUGACGGAACCACAGUUUUUCACAUAAUUCGUAGAGAUACCAGCAUCAAGUUACACGAUAAAGUUUGCUUAAUACAAAAAUUAAUGUUACGUAUCCUUUAUCCUAACGGGACGUUAACCGAAUUGGACAUGGAAUUAAACAUUCCUUCUUUCAAUUUUUGUAUUUUCUCCGCAAAAUCACGCAACUUUGAUCCAAUAAAGAUGCAUGCAUUAAAACCCGGUUAUUUGCUACUACAAUAUUAUAACGCUACCGAUGCGUCAAGAUUUGAAACUUGGGAAGAAUGGGGAAUGGUCAUUGAUUGGCAAGGACAAACUUAUGAGCCAACGUUUUUGGGAUUAUCUUUUAUAGAUGCAAUCACCAGAGCUGUGGUUCCAGGAGAGAAUAAAGAGCUCAUCAAACUAUCUGGAGGAGUUAUCACUCUUCCAAUUUUCAAUGGUGUGAAAGUCUCGACAAUCGCAACCGUUGAUGAAGGCUACGCUAUCGUAUUUGCUAAUUCAUCCGAUAUCGUUGAUAACGCUGACCCUUUACUACCUCGAGGUGGACUGUUUGUUCUUUCAUUAGCAUAUGGACAAAAUACAAUCUAUUCCCCAUCCCUCUUAUAUCAAUUUUCAUUGCCCAACUUAUUAUUUGAUGCGCUCCAGUGUGGUAUCACAUAUGUCAGUGUCGGUCAUAUGUGCACAUUUACCGUACAACAAAAUCUCGGAGACCCAACCAACCUAACAAAGUCUGAUUUAUAUUAUUUUAAAAUUACUUUCCUGUCCUCCGGAUCUGUCACGAGCUUUAUAUCAAUGUCUCGUAUAUUACCAAACAUUGUAAAUGUUGAUGUAAAUUCGUGGCAAAUUAGGUAUUUACCAUACGGGGGAUAUUUUUUAAAUUCCAAUAUAGUUAGAUCAAAUACACAACAAAAAGUUCACUUAAUGGUUGCUUAUGUCUUUGAUGAAAAUGAUACGAAUGGAACCCCUAUGGAAUUAAAUGAAUUCUCCUCCAUUAAUAUCGCGGGAAUUACCGGAAUUUUACCUAAUAAUACGUUAUACAUUGCUCAACAAGAAGUAAAGGAUACUUGGUCCUUAAUAUUCAUCGACCUUCCAAGAUUCAAUGGAAACAAAGAUCAUGGUUAUUCUAACGUACAUAUUGAUAUUACGGAUCCACCAAUUAGGUCAACGAUAUCAUCAUCUUUAAAACAAAUUUCCAUCACUUAUUUCGAUGCAGUGGAUCUUUCGGAUGGUAGAGCUUCUAUUUACCAAAUAAAUUAUGACGGGCAGGAAGUUCUUAAACAAUUUGUCUCUGAGACUAGCGAAGUUAAGAUUGCAGGUUCCAUAUCAGGAGUAUUACGUUUAACGGUCGAGGGAACAACUUAUAUUGAUCAACUUGAUACGGAAGGACAGACCCAAUUCUUUAAUAAUCUAGUGAAUGAAAUUUCCACAAUGUUAAAAAUACCUCCUUCACGUCUGAAAUCCAACGGUCGAUUCCAAGUAGAUUUCACCAUUUCACCGGAAAAGCAAUAUUUAAUAUCAUUGAACAUUAUUCAAACAAAAGAUAAAGCUGAAACGAGCGUUGAAUCAAUUAUUAAAGAUUUAAAUACAAUGAUCUUAAAUAAAGAAGUAUCACCAAUUUCAUUGGGCAGAACAACUCAAUUUUUAGAUGCUAAUUAUGGGUUACCAACAACGC